AUGCUACAGCUGACCGACCUGCGAUUGUCUGAUCACGCUCAACUUGUCGUCGGCGCAACUUGUUUAUGUAUAAUAGCUUUGAUUUCUCGUGCCUACCUUUCUAGUACAGAGAGCAGCCUCUCCUUUCCUCCGUCCCCUCUCACGUGGAGACUUCGCGGCCAUCUCAUACCUACUCGCAACGGAUUUCUGACUGUAGCGUCAUGGAUUGAAGAGUAUGGUCCUCUCAUCACCCUACGCACAGGAAUCGAGAAGUACAUUGUUAUUGGCCGAUAUAAAGCUGCAGCUGAGAUUAUGGAGAAACAAGGCGCAUCGCUGGUCGAUCGUCCUCGUUUCAUUGCUGCUGGAGAGUUGCUUAGCGGGGGAAUGGCUAUUCCCUUUGUUCCCGCUGGCGAGAGGUUUCGUCGGCUGCGCAGGCUCGUCCCAAAAGCAGCUGAAGCAUAUCAACCGCUCCAGAUCUCAUACGCAAAGAAUACUGUCAUUGACAUUCUUAAUGAUCCAUGCAAUUUCCAGGAUCAUGCGCGAACUUACGCAGCCACAACGAGCAUGAAAAUUGCAUAUGGGAAGACUACCCCUACAUCUGCCACAGAUCCCGAAGUGAAAAGGGUUGCUGAGUUUGCCGAUAAAGUCCGCGCUGCAUUGCACCCUGGCGCGUACCUUGUAGAUUCGAUUACGUGGCUGAAAUACCUUCCUUGGUAUGCGCGAGAACUACGUGACAGCUAUCGGGAUUCGCGGAAGCUCUUCAUAGAGCAACUCGGUCGUCUCAAACAGGAGUUAGGAGGUGGCGAAGCUAGUCCUUCGCUUGGAAGACGUCUCUUGGAAAAGAACAGUUCUAACGCAAUGCCUGAGCUGGAGAUAGCUUACCUUGCUGGUAUGGUCUUUGUAGCUGGAUAUGAUACGACUACUCUCGCGAUAUGUACAGUACUAAUGGCAGCUGCCUGUUUCCCUGAGGAACAACGUAAGGUUCAUGAAGAGCUGGACGCGGUCAUCGGGACCGACAGAGCUCCCGCAUUCACUGACAAGAAAUCACUUCCUCGCUUUCAUGCCUUCGUUUCGGAGGCCCUGCGAUGGAGGCCGUUGUUCACCUGCUUGAAGAAGCUACAUCUAACGGUACAAACAGGAAGAUUAUCGUAUUCCAGCCGGGACAACGAUAUUUGGCAAUCACUGGUCAGAGCCCUCCUUUCGAAUUUGAUUGAUCUGAUAUGUAGCCGUUUCAGGGCCAUCUCUCGCGAUCCAGAUGUCUUCCCGGACCCUAACGCAUUCAAGCCUGAUCGUUGGCUUGAUACCGAAGGGCGCGUGAGAGAUGACCUCAAGUUCUUUGUAUUCGGCUUUGGUCGGCGAGUGUGUCCCGGACAACAUGUUGCAAAUAGCUCGGUGUUCAUAAACACGGUGCUUACCCUUUGGGCCUUCCGGCUCACGUUGGAUCGUACGAAGCCGUUGGAUGAUGCGGCUUUCAUGAAUGGCAUUCUCCCGAAUGAGCAGCCAUGUACGAUUGAUUUUCAGACGAGAAUUCCGGAAGCUGAGCUCAGGCGUAUAAUGGGAGGGACGUUGGGGACACUUGAGUCUGAAGUAUGGCUCCGUAGUAGCCAGAGCCACGCUGGUGAUGAACAACACCGCAGAAGCCAAAUUACCGCUCUCGCCUCGAAGUACAUUGUUAUUUAUGUACCAGUUAUGAAGGAGUGUGGCGUCUGCGCAUGCGUUGCCACCAAUGCUAGAAACUCUGUGAUCCCAUUUCAUUGA
Molecule: messenger RNA, 1737 nt
Organism: Suillus subaureus
Lineage: Eukaryota; Fungi; Basidiomycota; Agaricomycetes; Boletales; Suillaceae
Product: cytochrome P450
Exons: 12
Coding region: 1-1737 (578 amino acids)
Molecular function (GO): monooxygenase activity; iron ion binding; heme binding
Source: RefSeq, a predicted model, not a curated record